GCUGUACUUUCAAGUAAACGGUCAUAUACUUUUCCAAGAAAGCCAUCACUACUUCCAGCGUAUCUAAACCAAAAUUCAAGAAGAUAUAUAGAUUUCCUAUCAAAAUGAGUCGAGAGGCAACUUUGACUGAAAAAACAGGUCUUACGUCUCCUACAUCAACUCCAAUGAAAGAACAAGAGGAGGUAAUUGAGGUUGUACUGACCGAGAGCACUCCUGCCAAACGCAAGAGAACUGUUGAGUCUUACAAUGAAAAUGCUUUAGAAAAAAAGAACCUAUCUGAGUCGAUCUCUAAGAAAUUGAAAGUUGUUUCCUCUGAUGUAUCUACUGUAACUCCAUCUCCAGAUCCAAGGAAUAAUAGUACCGACGGGGCUUCUCUAGAGAAACAGCCAACGCAAAAGCAGCUAGAGAAAAAAUUGGAGAAGGAAGAACGUCAAAGACAGAAACAAGAACGUGAAAAGCUAAAAGAAGAAGAACGUCAAAGAAAAGAAGAAGAACGCCAGAGAAAGGAGGAAGAACGUCAAAAGAAAUUAGCAGAGAAAGAGGCCGAAAAAGAAUUAAAACGUAAAAAGCUUGAAGAAGAGAAAUACGAACGUGAAUUGAAAAGGGAAGAAGAAAGAAAACGUAAAGAGGAACGUGAAAACCAGAGGUUAGAGAAAAAACGCAAGUUAGAUGAAGAAAAACUACGCCGUGAAGAAGAAAGAAAGAAGAUCGAGGAAGCCAAAGAGGCGAAAGAACGAAGUCAAAAGAAGAUUUCAUCUUUUUUCCAAGUUCGAAAACCUUCUUCGCCUCAAACGGACAAGCAAGCUAAAGAUAUAACCACUUCUAGUAAACUAGAUAAAACUGCUUACGAAAAAGUAUUCUUACCAUUUUUCAAGAAACAAAACGUUGCAUUACCUUCGUCACAUCAAUUCAAUCAUGAGCAGUUAGAUGUAUCCAAGAAAGAGAUUGAUUCUUUAAUAGAGUCUAUCAAAUCAAAAUCCGUUUCCAAUGAUCAGUCUAAUCUCAAAGAAUUUUUCAGCAAUAAUACAAAAAGUCCGAAUGCUCAUGUCAAAUCAAUCAUAUCACCAGAAGAAGUUGCUGUAUCGUUGAAUGAUGGUAAUAUUGACGAUUCACAAGUGGAAGAAAUGCUUCGAAGUAUCUCCACAGUUAAAUAUAUUCAAUUUUAUGAAAAUCAAAAACCUUAUAUUGGGACCUGGUGUUCCAAGAAACAUUCGAUCGAUUUCCCAACUUUAAAUCCUUUUGACACCAGUAAGAGUGGUCUUGAUUAUGAUUAUGACUCUGAUUUGGAUGAAGAUGCCGAUGGCGAAGGAGAAGACAUAGAUAGUGCAGAUGAUGAAGAAGAUGAAGAAGAUAUCACAAUGGACGAAGAUGGUGAAAUGGACGAUUUUGUGGAAAGUAAUGAUAUCUCUAAACGCAAAAUUAUUGGUCCAUUAAUAGCAAUAAGUACCUGGAAUGAUGGCCACGAAGAGAACAAAAAGCUCUUUGACAAUAUGAAAUACGAACGAUUAGACUCCUUAAUCCAAUUUCCUAUCGAUCCACUAUUCGAUUAUUGGAAAGAAGAAACUAUAACUACACCAUCAAAUGAUCCCAAUGAAAAUGCAUCAACUACCAAAGGAACUACACUGACUCCUAACAUCCUCACACCCCAGAAAGCAACAAUUCAAGAUCCCAAAACUGUAUUUGAACUCAUUCAAUUUAUUGAAAAGAAUAACGAUUUUACCAUUGGAACUCUAGUUGAAUUAGCUAAAAAAGAGUUUAAGUCAUUUACAAAAGCAGUGGUUAAGCAUACAAUUCAGGAUAUUGCUACAUAUAACAAAAAGCUGAGUAAUUGGGAAGUGAAAACUGAAGUUAGAAGCCAGUUGGCCAAACAGUUUGCUUAA
This is a messenger RNA of Hyphopichia burtonii NRRL Y-1933, 1880 nucleotides long. RefSeq lists its product as uncharacterized. Bases 105 to 1880 code for a protein of 591 amino acids. The record is from RefSeq and is a predicted model, not a curated record. Lineage: Eukaryota; Fungi; Ascomycota; Pichiomycetes; Serinales; Debaryomycetaceae. Gene Ontology annotation, biological process: nucleosome assembly. The transcript has a single exon. Gene Ontology annotation, cellular component: CAF-1 complex; nucleus.